This is a messenger RNA of Puccinia triticina, 2769 nucleotides long. RefSeq lists its product as uncharacterized. The coding region runs from base 1 to 2769 and encodes 922 amino acids. Gene Ontology annotation, biological process: intra-Golgi vesicle-mediated transport; intracellular protein transport; Golgi organization. The record is from RefSeq and is a predicted model, not a curated record. NCBI's taxonomy places the organism in Eukaryota, Fungi, Basidiomycota, Pucciniomycetes, Pucciniales, Pucciniaceae. The transcript has 5 exons. Gene Ontology annotation, cellular component: COG complex; membrane; cis-Golgi network.
AUGUCCGCCCAACAACCACCACGUCACCACCCGCAAGCCAGCUCGGAACAGAGCCUCAUCCAGCAUUGGGACUCACUCUCGCCCCUGACCGACCUGGAGAAACAGUCGAUCCACUCGAUCCAGAAGGCCACAGUCGACAAGCCCUUGCCAUCCUCAGUCUCACUCAGGAACCAGCAGCUCAGCACCCACAACCACCAGCUGAGCCCGCCAUCCACCAGAUCCAACUCGCCCGCAUCCUCGCUACGACGGCUGACCAAACAGCACGAAUUCAUCCCUCCAGAACAGAGGCACCAUCUGCCGAUCUCAUCCAUCGACCGCUUCAAUGACUGGUUCUCAACCAUCUCCUCACAGAUCGAAGCCGACUCUGAAUCAGCCUACCUCAACCAUCUCUCGGUCCUGUCCACCUAUUCUGAUGCAUGCGACCUGCUCGAUCAAGCCAUCGACGACUGCCGGGCCUGCUUGAACGAGAUCGAGGCCAACUGGAAAUUCGUCAAUGAGAACUCAAAGAGCCUCGAACGGUCCUGUCAGGGCAUGCUCGACGACCAGAAAGCACUCGGAUCCAUCGCCACCGCCCUCAGCGAUCGGCUGGCUUACUUCCGCCGGCUCGACGAGUCCCAGCGCGUGCUCAGCAGACCGGGCGAAGCGGAGAUCGUGAACAGCCAAGAAUUCUUGCCCAUGAUCGAGCGGCUCGACGUCUGUCUAGAGUUCAUGAAAUCAAAUCGGCAUUUCAAGGAUGCAGACUUGUAUCUGGUUCGCUUUCAGCAAUGUUUGACGCGCUCGAUGACAUUGAUCAAGCUGCACUACACAAAUCAAAUGAAAAGCUUAAGCCGACAGGUGCAAGAGAAGCUGCAGAUCAACCAACAAUCCUCGUCAAAUCUCAAGAUAGAAGAAACGUUGCUCUAUGGGAAAUUCUGGACCUUAUCAGAAGAAAUGCGUCCGCUGAUUUCACAGGUCGAAAAACGGUAUUUAUUCGACAGAGACGAGUAUGGGGCACUGCUGAGUGAAUUCUUCUCUACCUGGGUCUCAACCAGAAGCCAAUUACUCCAUGCCCGAAUCAAGAUCGAAAUCAACCGCAUCCAGAUCACCCAUCAGCAGGUCCCUGAUCUCAUCUCUCUGGCGACCACCGGAUGCAAUUACAUGAGAUCGGUGUGUACGGCCGAAUGGAACCUCUUCAAGUCAUUUUUCCCAAAAACUGGCGAAGAAGAGCUAUUUGUUUAUCUAGAAUCUCUGUGCGAUUAUUUGUACGAUUUAUUGAGACCUCAGAUCCUGCAUGAGCAGAAAUUAGAUCUGCUAUGUGAUUUGGCGACGAUCUCGAAUGCGUUGAUUGCGAUGGAUAGUAACUUGAUUGAAGCAGACAAGUCUCGAUUCAAGUUCUCAACUCUCCUCAAGCCGAUCCUUCAAGACAUCCAAACCCGCCUGAUCUUUCGCGCCCAAGCAAUCAUCCAAACCGAAGUGGCUAACUAUAUGCCGAAACACGAAGACCUUGAUUACCCUAACAAGCUCAUCAAGGCCGACCAGAAACGUCAGCAGAGUGGCCAAAAGUCCAAGCGUACCAACAAUCCUCCCGCCCCACUCGUCGAGCAUUCUCAUGCACCACUUAAGUCCAGGCUUCCGGCUGAAGGUGUCCAGGAAAAUUGGUAUCCUACCUUGAGGAAGACCUUGUGGGUCCUAUCAAGGCUGCAUACGUAUGUCAAUGAUGCUAUUUUUGAAGAUUUCGCCGGUGAGGCGGUAGGCAUUUGCUCGGAAUCGAUCAUCAAAGCCUCCAACAUGAUGAACUCGGUCACGAGCCACCAGGCCAGCUCGACGACUCCGGCAAUGAGCUCGAAGAUCCAAGUGAAUUCGAUCGAUCGGGAGCUGUUUGUGAUCAGACAUUUGUUGAUCCUCAAGGAAAUGAUCCGAACCCUGGAUGUUGUCCAAGUCGAGCGGGCCGUCGAUCUCGGGCCGAUCACCGAUGUCUUGAAAGAGAUCCUGAACCCAAGCUUCAAAGACUCGCUGAUCUUCAAGCCGAUCACCUUGAUGAAUAAGCUGAAGAACCUCAACCACAGUCAGAUCGAGUUUUCGAAACGGAUGCGAUACUCGUCUCAGAGAGAGCAGGACCCUUUAUCCGUCGACGAGCAUCAUCUCAACCUCAAUCUGGACAUGCUGGACGCCCAAAUCACGAAGACUAUCGACAGCAAGUCGGACGUCGACCUCAAGCUAAAGACGAUCUGCCACCAAUUCAUCCUCAAGUCGUCCGCCUUGAUCUGCUCGAAUUCGAUCGAGCCGUUCCUGACGAAGUGUCAGAACCAUCUGAACCUGGAGGCCUCGAUGGUUCAGCCGUCCGCUGAUCCUCUGGACAGUGGUGGCGCGGGAGGGGGCAGUACCCUGAACCGCAACCUGGGUAACCAGGAGUGGGCCUCCCAGAGCAACGUGCUUGCCGUCUCUCAGACAUUCUUCAACGACCUCCAGCUCGGCUUGAACAUCAUCUUCAAUCGCGUCGCGCUCUACUUCCAUGACGACGACCAUCACGACUUCAACCUCAUCAACGUCCUCUUUCCUGCACUCCAAGAAGAGAUUCUCGAAAAGUAUCGCAGGUUUUACAGCUUGAUCAAGUUCGAAUUCGAUUUCAGCUUCGUCAACGACGACGACCAGUCUUCUUCGACGGCGGCUCCAGCCCCAGACUGCGCGGAGCACGAUCUGCUCGACCAGGCCCAGGGGCGCGUCCUGGCGCCUUCGCAGGUCCAUCUGCUGAUCCAGAAACUCGUCUACCGACAGUCUUCCUCCCUCUAA